Molecule: messenger RNA, 1713 nt
Organism: Dicentrarchus labrax (European seabass)
Lineage: Eukaryota; Metazoa; Chordata; Actinopteri; Moronidae
Product: transmembrane protein 109
Exons: 4
Coding region: 816-1574 (252 amino acids)
Biological process (GO): cellular response to gamma radiation; intrinsic apoptotic signaling pathway in response to DNA damage by p53 class mediator
Source: RefSeq, a predicted model, not a curated record
CGGUGUGGACGUGUUUGCAUAGUGGAAACUGUCGUUACAAACGCUGGAAGGAAGGGAGCGUCAUGCGGGAACAUCGACAAGGGAGUUUUCUUUAAAAAAAAAAAGGGUUGUGCAAUAUAAUCCAUCGCAGCAGUGCGUUUGAUGCAAGCCUCGGGGACAAAGGAACCAAACACUUGAGUGGUGUGGAGCUCAAAAAUAAGAGGCUUUAGGAGGCUCGUGGUCGGCUCACAACGUCAGCGCGUUUUUUAUUUUAACGUUUUUUCUUUUUACGCUGCAAACAAACUUAGGGGACACAUUUCUGACAUCUUGUGUUUUUUUUAUUAACUUCCUUGCUGCAUUUUCAUUGAUGAUCAGAUAUCUCGACCACCGCUGGAUGUAAGCCUUUAACAGUUUCUUACCAAAUAUAGCCACUGUUAAUGCCGGAGCGGAGCGAGCCUAGAUUGGCUAUUGGAGGCGCUGCCAAAGUUUAUAAUUAAAUACUCAGAUUGUUUUGAGUCAUUGGGUUGUUUUGGGGUUUGCUUGUUGUUGUUUUUUUGCCUGAUAAUUUUAGUCUAAUUUACAAGUUGGAUAAGAAGAAGCGAGAAGCUGACCGCGGUCAUAUUUUUCUGCCCAUUGUGAACUGAAGCAUGUUGAUUUAAAACCGCUCCGUAGCCAAUGACUGCUCUCAACAGAAGCCAUUUUUAAGUCUUUGAUUUACAAGCUUGUUUUUGAGUCUCUGAACACGAGCUGCUCAACCGGCUCCGGCUCUGCAGCGUUAACCUGUGCACAUACAUUUUUUUUCUUUUUUUUUUUUAAACACGAUUGUCUCUCCAACAAUGACUUUUUGUGCGUCUGACUCUGGGCGCGGUGGAUGUGCCAUGGCUCUGGUAUUCCUCUCCAUCUGUGUGUUGGUGCUCGGGUCGUCGGUGGGCUGGGCUGGAGCUGAGCAGGCCGAUCAGACCGCGGGAAGCCCACCACCUGUCACCCUCCAUACUCUGAUCACCGGAACCUGCCAGGAGGUCCAGCAUUACGCGGAGUCGGUGGUGGGAAGCGGCGUGAUACGGUCAGCUGCUGAGAGUGCAGUGUUGUUUCUUGAGUCUUUGCUUGGUCAGGAGAACAUCUAUACAGUGGCCAUGUUUUUAGAGAUGGUGAUUCGAUUCCUGGCUGAAGGAGCUGCCAGCGGCCUGAACGUCAUCGCUGUUUAUGUCACAGAGAUCCUCAGGGUCACAGGAUUCGACGUUGCACUGACGUUGCCGCGCUUCACUCCAGAGGGCGUGACCGCCAUUGCCAAGUGGGGUCUGGUGGCCCUGAUUGGCUACUGGGUGCUGACCAUUGUUCUCCGUCUGUUCAUCUGCGUGGUGAGGCGAGUGUUCUGGGUGGUGAAAACCGUCUUGUCGCUCUGGCUUUUCGGACUGAUUGUGACCGACAAGACUGCCACUGCGGACACCACGGCGGUUCGACUGGGCGGCCUGGUGCUGGGAUGCGUCCUGUUGACUCUGCUCACUUCGGGCUCUGAAAAGACUUGUGUAGUGGACAACCGGCUGAGCAGCCUGGAGGGCCGGCUGAAAGCAGUAGAGAAGAGGAAAGGGGAAUAGUGACCGGAGAGGGUGGAGGGGAAAGGAGUUAAGAUGGACAAAGGUUAAUGUCGGUUAAGAAAAUAGUUAAAAUUGAUGGUUUCUAUAUGUGUGUCAAACUAUCAUGGGAAAUAAAGUCUCUGGGAUUUUUAAUCAGAAA